GGAGGAUGGCUUUUCUUGAACACCACGAACACCACUUCGAUCAACCGUCCCUUCUCACACCCCAAUUCCUUGGGUUAGUUGGGGAAAUCCAUCAGCUUAUUUGCCAACGUGACUAUCCUCUGUUACCAACAUGGCGCCGGACUCUACAGACGUCGACAUGGACGUGAACCGUCCAGACACCGAAGAUGAGGAUACGGAGCAGAAGAUCGUCAAUGAAGAAUACAAGACGUGGAAGAAGAACAGCCCCUUCCUCUACGAUAUGAUCCUGAGUACUGCGCUCGAAUGGCCUACGUUGACAACCCAAUGGUUUCCUGAUCGCAAAGAACCUCCUGGAAAGAAUUACACCAUUCACCGGCUCCUUAUUGGCACCCACACUGCGAACGGUGCACAGAACUACCUGCAAAUCGCCAACGUCGAGAUUCCAAAGACCGUCACCCCUAACCCCCGCGAUUAUGAUGAAGAGCGCGGAGAAAUUGGUGGCUACGGAAACUCGUCAUCUGGCGAUCAGGUUGCGAUCAAGAUGAACAUCGAACAGAAGAUAGAUCAUCCCGGGGAGGUCAACAAGGCGAGAUACCAGCCGCAAAAUCCUAACAUCAUAGCCACAAUGUGCGUUGAUGGACGAGUACUGGUCUUCGAUCGCACAAAGCAUAGUAGCGUUCCAAAAGGUGUUGUGUCUCCACAAGCUGAACUUAUAGGUCACAAGAAGGAGGGUUUUGGUUUGGGGUGGAGUCCACAUGAAGCUGGAAAGCUUGCGACUGGCAGCGAAGACAAGACUGUUCGCUUAUGGGACCUCAAAACGAUCCAGACGAACAACAAUCACGUCAAGGCUUCACGCGUAUAUACCCACCACACCUCUAUCGUCAAUGACGUUCAAUACCACCCAUUGCAUAAAUCCUUGAUUGGAACCGUCUCCGAUGAUCUGACUCUCCAGAUCCUGGAUGUCAGACAGCCAGAGAACAACAAAUCGGCAGUUCAAGGCCACGGCCACACUGAUGCUAUCAAUGCGAUAGCCUUCAAUCCCGCCUCUGAAUUUGUCUUGGCAACAGCAUCAGCCGACAAGACCAUUGGUCUCUGGGAUCUGAGGAACCUGACCGACAGGCUUCACACCCUCGAAGGCCACCAAGACGCAGUUACAUCGCUGGCCUGGCACCCCUUCGAAGAGGCCAUUCUCGGUAGUGGUAGCUACGAUCGCAGAGUGAUCUUCUGGGACCUGAGCCGAGUCGGAGAGGAGCAACUCCCAGACGAUCAAGAGGAUGGUCCUCCCGAGCUGCUCUUCAUGCACGGCGGCCACACCAACCACCUCGCCGAUUUCAGCUGGAACCAGACCGAACCCUGGGUCGUCUGCAGCGCCGCCGAAGACAACCUGAUCCAGAUCUGGAAAGUCGCCGAGUCCAUCGUAGGCAAAGACACAGACGACAUCCCCAUGGAUGAGCUUGAGCGAUAAGCCUCUCGCGCCCUCAGCCAAGCUACUAGGUUUUUGCUUUUGCCAACCAGACAGAUACUUGUAAUACCCGCGGAGGGGCAGAAAACGAGAGAGAAAGAUGAAGAAGCAAGGAUGGGAGGAAGGGAUGGGAAUCCUUGUGUGUAUGUGGCCAGCUAUAAAACGGAGUUUACGUGCAUCCAUGCGUUGAGGUUCCGGCGUUUUUUUU
This is a messenger RNA of Amorphotheca resinae ATCC 22711, 1649 nucleotides long. RefSeq lists its product as hypothetical. The transcript has 7 exons. Gene Ontology annotation, cellular component: cytoplasm; Rpd3L complex; nucleus. Gene Ontology annotation, molecular function: histone binding. Gene Ontology annotation, biological process: regulation of gene expression. Lineage: Eukaryota; Fungi; Ascomycota; Leotiomycetes; Helotiales; Amorphothecaceae. The record is from RefSeq and is a predicted model, not a curated record. The coding region runs from base 131 to 1444 and encodes 437 amino acids.